Schizosaccharomyces japonicus yFS275 is the source of this 1299-nucleotide messenger RNA. RefSeq names its product ubiquitin conjugating enzyme Ubc7/UbcP3. The coding region runs from base 54 to 554 and encodes 166 amino acids. Gene Ontology annotation, cellular component: endoplasmic reticulum membrane; CUE1-UBC7 ubiquitin-conjugating enzyme complex; Hrd1p ubiquitin ligase ERAD-L complex. The transcript is spliced from 3 exons. Gene Ontology annotation, biological process: ERAD pathway; chromatin organization; fungal-type cell wall organization. Gene Ontology annotation, molecular function: ubiquitin-like protein conjugating enzyme activity; ubiquitin-protein transferase activity; ligase activity. NCBI's taxonomy places the organism in Eukaryota, Fungi, Ascomycota, Schizosaccharomycetes, Schizosaccharomycetales, Schizosaccharomycetaceae. The record is from RefSeq and is a predicted model, not a curated record.
CUGUGCUCACGUCCUCGCUACUUCCUCCUGCGACGCAUUCCUCUAAAAUCACAAUGAGCAAGUCAAUGGCCUUGCGCCGUUUAAUGAAAGAGUACAAGGAACUCACUGAAAACGGACCUGAUGGUAUUACGGCUGGGCCCUCGAACGAAGAUGAUUUCUUUACCUGGGAUUGUCUCAUCCAGGGACCCGAUGGAACACCGUUUGAGGGCGGUUUGUAUCCGGCUUCACUCAAAUUUCCCUCGGACUACCCUCUGAGUCCGCCGACACUUAAAUUUGAGUGCGAGUUCUUUCAUCCCAACGUGUACGCCGAUGGAACAGUUUGUAUUUCGAUUCUCCAUGCUCCAGGUGACGACCCGAACAUGUAUGAGUCCUCUUCAGAGCGCUGGUCGCCUGUUCAGAGUGUUGAGAAAAUUUUGUUGUCCGUCAUGUCGAUGCUGGCUGAACCCAACGACGAGAGCGGUGCAAACAUUGAUGCCUGCAAAGUCUGGCGGCAGGAUCGGGAGGAGUACAAUCGCAUCGUCCGCCGCCUCGCUCGCAAGACCCUUGGUCUGUAGACACGGUGUGGGAGGGUAGUGGAGAACGGACGAGACACCGAGAAGUAAUGAUACCCAAAACUCUGUCCGUAGACAUGCUUACAAAGUACUCUCACUCACUUUCUCUCUCUCUCUUUUCACCUUUCUUUUCUGGGUGAAACAUCCGAGUCGUUCAGGCCCUGACCUUGUCUGACCUUAAUUGAUUCAGCUUUUAACCUCGUUUGACCCUGCUAAACCCGAUUUAACCUUGUUUUUUUCCUAUGCCUCUGUUCUUCGUCUACUAGCUGGCCAUAUCUACGUCGUUGGCUCCGUUCUCCGUGUCUGCCUCGGCCUUCGCAAUCUCGUAGUCGAGGAACAGUUCCAUGACCUUCUGCUUGUUCCGAAUGUCGGCUUCGUACAGACAAGUCUUAUCGUAGUUGUUCUUUACGUGGGGAUCGCCGCCGUUGUCAAGCAGAAGCUUGCAUGCAUCGACGUGUCCGUUCAUGGCUGCCCAAUGCAGAGGAGUGUUUCCGCUGCUGUUUUUGGAGUUUAUUUCAUCGGGUUUUAAGUGAGGCAGUAGCUUUUGAACCACCUCUGUAUGACCAUUGGCACAUGCCAUGUGUAAGGCCGUGUUACCGUUUUCAUCUGCUUUUCCCAGAUACGACGGCAGCUUCUCAAUGACUUCGUCAAGGAACUCCAGGUCGGCUACACGCGCAGCGUAUACCAAGUCAUCGACAUCCAUGUUGCGGCUACAGGUGAAGAUGGAUUAGGGAAGAACAGGUAUCAA